Messenger RNA from Cheilinus undulatus (humphead wrasse), 1381 nucleotides. RefSeq names its product interferon-induced protein with tetratricopeptide repeats 1-like. The transcript is spliced from 2 exons. Gene Ontology annotation, cellular component: cytosol. Gene Ontology annotation, biological process: defense response to virus. Lineage: Eukaryota; Metazoa; Chordata; Actinopteri; Labriformes; Labridae. Gene Ontology annotation, molecular function: protein binding. The coding region runs from base 1 to 1296 and encodes 431 amino acids. The record is from RefSeq and is a predicted model, not a curated record.
AUGGUAGUGUGUGCCGCUCAGAGUCUAACAACACUGGAGUCCCUGCAGUGCCACUUCACCUGGGAUCUGGACCGCACAAGGUCGAUACUCUUACUUCUCCGAGACAAGAUGGAGGACAACCGCACAGAGGAGGGGAACAGAUGGUUGGGCCACAUCUACAACCUGUGGGGGUUCAUCCAGUACAAGCUGGGCGUAACUGAAGACGCUAAAAGAUUGUUCCAGAAGGCUGCAGAGGCCUUCAGCCAGAUACGGCGUGCAGACGAGGGCCCCUGGUUGGUGGUGAACUACGGGAACAUGGCCUGGCUGCACCACCACCUCGGAGAACAGGAAGAGAGUCAGAAUUACCUGUCCAAGGUGGAUGACCUGGUUCAAAGAUACCCAUCUCCAUCUAAGGACGAGCUCCACCCGGAGAUCUACGCUGAGAAAGCCUGGAGCCUGACGUAUCUCCGAGAGGACAUGGAGCUGUCUGCUGAAUACUUUGAGAAAGCUGCCAGGCUGCAGCCGGACAUGGUGGAGUGGAACACCAGCUAUGUUUUAGCGUUAGCUGACACCCAAAAGUACAGCUAUACUGGGGUAGACGCCGACCUCUUCGAGAAAAUGAGACUUGCAAAAGAGCAGGAUCCAGAGAGCUUGUACCUCGCCAUCGUCUACCUUGAGCAACGCGCUAAGAAAGGAGAAACAAUCGAAGAUGAAGUCCGUGAGCUGGCCAGAAACAACCUGAGCGCUCUGGGCAGUAGCCACAGCUGUGCGAGAGCGUUACUGAGAGUUUACAGGCACAAUCUAGGCGAUGACGAGGCCAUUGCUUUGGCAGAGGAAGCUCUUCAAAUACUCCCAGACCGGCGUUAUCUGAAAAGAUAUGCUGCGCUCUGCUAUAGGCAUAAGCUUCUCGGCAGGGGACGCCCAGGGCGAGGCGUUAUCGACAGAGCAAUCAGCCUCCACCAGGAGGUGCUGUCUCUUUACCCUUUUUCUCUACACGUGAAGAAAAUAGACCUCGCCACUAUCUAUGCUAAGGCAUCAAACAUGGCUGAAGCGGAGCAGCUGUUUCAGGAGUUGCUCCAGAGCGAUCUGAACCCCAAAGAAAAACAGACGCUCUACAACGCCUACGCCAAGUAUCGAGACAUUGACUGUAACGAUCUCUACGGGUCGAUCCAGUAUCACAUGAAAGCAGCAGCCAUACCGGAAAAAUCCUUUCACCGUGACAAUAGCAUCAAAGUUUUAGAGAAGAAGAAGAACAAAGGCAAAAUGUCCAAAGAAAUAGAGAAUUUUCUGAAAAACCUGCAGGAGCCAAAGCAGUAGAUGCUGAGGAAAAGUACGCCAGUAUAAGAUCUGGUGUGGGCCGCUGCCUGAUGGCUGCACGGUGUACAUUUUAAGAAAUCCUCAG